This is a messenger RNA of Zasmidium cellare ATCC 36951, 840 nucleotides long. RefSeq lists its product as uncharacterized. Gene Ontology annotation, cellular component: F-actin capping protein complex; actin cortical patch; cytoplasm. Gene Ontology annotation, biological process: actin cytoskeleton organization; cell morphogenesis; barbed-end actin filament capping. The record is from RefSeq and is a predicted model, not a curated record. Lineage: Eukaryota; Fungi; Ascomycota; Dothideomycetes; Mycosphaerellales; Mycosphaerellaceae. The coding region runs from base 1 to 840 and encodes 279 amino acids. Gene Ontology annotation, molecular function: actin filament binding. The transcript has 2 exons.
AUGACCACCGCUGACCCUUUCGACGCUGCUCUCGACCUCCUCCGACGCCUUCCCCCGUCCUCCACCCAGAAGAACCUCAAUGGCAUCAUCUCCCUGCAACCCGACCUCGAAGAAGACCUGCUCUCCUCAGUAGAUGUCGCCUUGACCUCGAAACGAUGUGUCACAUCCGGACGAGACUAUCUUUGCUGCGACUACAACCGCGACGGCAACAGCUACCGCUCGCCCUGGUCCAACGAGUUCGACCCGCCAAUUGAGCCCGACGAUGCUGCGGAGGUCACGCCGCAGGGCCGAGUACGGCGGAUGGAAGAAGCCUUGAACUCUGCUGUCGAUGUCUAUCGAGAACUGUACUACGAGGGAGGUACGAGCAGUGCGUACUUGUGGGCCCUGGACGAGGGCUUCGCAGGAUGCGUGCUAUUUAAGAAGAGUGCGAGCCAGGGAACCGGAGGCAAGGGAGGCUGGGACAGUAUACACGUGCUGGAAGUCAACGAGGCGGCUACGAAGAGGAGCGCGGACUACAAGCUGACGUCGACCGUCAUUUUGGAUCUGGGCCUGCAGUCUGCCGCAGUCGAUAAUCUGGAGCUGGCAGGCAACUUGACGAGACAGACGCAACAGAAAUGUCCAUUGAAUGGCAUGCGGGACAAUGAGAUUGAGCAGAGCCAUGUGGUCAACAUCGGACGCAUGGUCGAGGAUAUGGAGACGAGGAUGAGAAAUCUGCUGCAAGAGGUAUACUUUGGCAAGGCGAAGGAUGUUGUCGGCGAUUUGAGGAGUAUACAGCCGCUCAGUGAGGCCGAGCGUGACCGAGCGGCACAUCAAGAAGUCAUCAACAAGAUGGGACGAUGA